GCCUCGCCUCGCCACGCCUCGCCUCGCCUCGCCGCCCUCUUUCACCUUGUUUUGUAUCCUAUCCCGAGCCUGCUGUCUUGCGCCGCCGCUGCUGCACCGUCUCUCUUCGGGUCAGGGAAACAAACACCUUUCAGGAUUACCUACUACCUACUACGUUACUUGGUACUCUACUACGUACCUUGCUUGCCGCGUUUGAUAUACAAAGGUACCCGCUUACACCUUGCGUCACAAGAGACGACGGACAACGACAAACAACUACCUACGUUGCGACCUUUACACGACGACGACAUCAGAUACUACUACUACAUCUUACCCCCCGCAAUCGGACGUCACAUAGCUUGCAGACAAGCACCAAGCUACAUCGUCGUCUCCAUUGUCGUCAUAGUCUUAUCUCGCCACCCGUCAGGCUCCGUCCUCAUCCUCCUCCUCCUCCUCCUCUGCCGCCGCACCCGCCGCCGCCUCGCGUCCUCGACCGACGACGCAGCGCAGACGCACGCCCGCAGCUCCCCACCGCCCCCUCACCCGUGGCCGCAGCUACGAUGCCAUGGCAGCUGUAGUCGGCGAACUCGUCUCCGAUCUGUCCCGCUUCCAUGAUAUGAUCGUCACCCCCUCGUCGACUUUACACCAGCAAGCUCAACAUCAACACCGCCGCCCUUCGUCUCCCUCCGUCUCCCCGCGCCCGUCCUCGCGCUCGCGCUCCUCGCAUCGUCCGGCACACGCGACGGCCUCGACGACGUCGCCCUCUCCGCGCCGUCCCGCCCAUUGUACUCAGUCGUCGGCAAGGACGGUGCCUGGUCGCCACCGGCAGCGCGAGCCAUCCGCGGCUCCCUCUCCCGCCUCUGUCGUCGCCGAUAGCCUUCACAGCGAAACGACUCGCAUCACAACCGACGACGUGGCCGCCACCACCACCGCCGCUCGCAAGAGGGGCUACGGGCCGUCCACUACGGGCGACUCGCGCAUCCCUUCCCCGCCUCCCUCAUCGUCGCCCGCUGUCGCCGCCGGUCCUGCCGAAGCUGACGAUGCAAAGACGGCAUCUAUGGCAUCACAGCUCGGAGACCGCGUCUCCGAUCCUCGCUCGGCUUUGCCCCCUGAUACAGCCGACAUGAGUGCUCCCGCGCAACGGCAGCAACCGUCGCCACCCGACGACGGCCUCCAGGCCCCCUACACACCCGCCCCGUAUCUGGUAUCGACUGCCGCAGCAGCUCCACAGCAGACCGUCGUCCACGUCCGCGAUCUCGCCCACAUACAGACCCUCGCGGGCGCCAACGUGUUGGGGGGCACCGGGGCCAGCGCGGCGGGCGAUGCCCCCAUCAGGUACGAGAUCAGCGGCAUGCCCAUCAGCGACAUCAUCGAGAUGGUCGCCGCUCUAUUAACAAAAAUCACUUCCACCAACGACCUGCAACACGAUGCCAUGCAGCGCAACGUUGCCCACCAGCAGCAGGCCAACCAAAACAGCGACAACGCGGGCGGCUCCCAGAUGAGCCCCUUGAGCCAUUCGGUACUCGCCUUCCACGGCAAGAAUGUGCCUGCCAUUACCAUCCUGAGCUACCUGUCUCGCAUUCACAAGUACUGCCCGACUACAUACGAGGUUUUCCUCAGCCUGCUCGUCUACUUUGACCGCAUGACGGAACGCGUCAAUGACAUGGUCAUGAAGACGGAAGAGGCGCGGCGACAGCCCAUGUCCCGCCCUGCGUCAUCCCACCAGCCCACCACUCAGCAUGACACCGCGAUGCGCGACGACCCGCCCGCCGCCCGCGGUUCGGACGAGAGCGACUCGGACCUCGCUGACGAUGACGACGACGACGACAUGGUCGACUCCCCCACUAGCUCUGCUCGCAGAGAGGCCAGCCGGAUCAUCACGGUGCCUGACGAGCAAGCCCCCGCCAUUGGACCUGCUACGUAUUUCGUCGUUGAUAGCUUCAACAUUCACCGACUAAUCAUCGCCGGCGUCACCUGCGCCAGCAAGUUCUUCUCAGACGUCUUCUAUACCAAUUCUAGAUACGCCAAGGUCGGUGGCCUGCCUCUUGCCGAACUCAACCAUCUCGAGAUUCAGUUUCUUGUUUUGAACGACUUUCGUCUCGCUGUGCCCGUUGAAGACCUCGAAGCAUACGCGACGAUGCUUGUCGAAUUCUAUGCCCGUGAGGUGGUUGCGCACAAAACGGCACCUGAACCGGCGUCCUAGGGAUCCGGAGCCAUGUCGUUUGACUGCGGAAUGAGCUCUGAGCGUUCUCUGAGGGCACACAAAGAACGUUAUAGACUAAGAGAAGCAUGUCUGAGUACUGUUGAAACUCAUUUACCCCUCGUCAGGCGGAGGCGGAGCAUUCCACGACCGAGACGACACCAUACAGUUCGCUGGUAGGGUUUGCGCUCCGUCAAGGUGCCGCCUCCUGUCACUUGACCAGUGCCAGUCCUGGGGCUGCACAUUGGGAAGCAUGUGAAGACAAGCAGAAGUUGAGCUGUCGGGGACAACAAGCACUGACUCGGAGGACCGAGGCUGCCACCAGCGGACCCAGGUCGCACUGGCCUAGAGUUGACCUCUUCAAUGAGUUGGACAGGCGGCAAUUUGGUUCGUUACGGCGCAUUGGUUGGACAAGACCUUGGGCAUCCAUUGGACGUGCAUCAGUGUCGAGGCUCUGAGCGUCUACGAGGGCGAACGUCGUCGGCCUUUCUUGUUUGAGUCUUUUCCCCUCACGUGGAUCCACAGAGGGGAUCUAUACCAAGAGGCCGUGGAAACUGGAAGGCAUGGGCGUGGCCUUUGGCGGCAUGAGUUGGAGGAUCACGGCCCCCCUCCUCUCCUCCCCCUCCUCCACAACAAGGUCGCACGGC
Messenger RNA from Purpureocillium takamizusanense, 2826 nucleotides. RefSeq names its product cyclin-like protein interacting with PHO85 (gene PCL7). The coding region runs from base 545 to 2182 and encodes 545 amino acids. Gene Ontology annotation, molecular function: protein kinase binding; cyclin-dependent protein serine/threonine kinase regulator activity. The transcript has 3 exons. Gene Ontology annotation, cellular component: nucleus; cyclin-dependent protein kinase holoenzyme complex. Gene Ontology annotation, biological process: regulation of cyclin-dependent protein serine/threonine kinase activity. The record is from RefSeq and is a predicted model, not a curated record. Lineage: Eukaryota; Fungi; Ascomycota; Sordariomycetes; Hypocreales; Ophiocordycipitaceae.